This is a messenger RNA of Helobdella robusta, 288 nucleotides long. RefSeq lists its product as hypothetical. The annotation marks the transcript as partial. Gene Ontology annotation, biological process: replication fork processing; resolution of meiotic recombination intermediates. Gene Ontology annotation, cellular component: Fanconi anaemia nuclear complex; FANCM-MHF complex. Gene Ontology annotation, molecular function: chromatin binding; protein heterodimerization activity. The record is from RefSeq and is a predicted model, not a curated record. NCBI's taxonomy places the organism in Eukaryota, Metazoa, Annelida, Clitellata, Rhynchobdellida, Glossiphoniidae. The transcript has 2 exons.
CAGCGAUUGAAAGCUGCAAUAUAUUAUACAACCUCAGAAAUCUGCACUGUUCUUGGAAGCAAGGCGGAUAUAACAAUCAAUAACAAAUUUGUGGCAGCUCUCACUGAGACUACUGUCAGAUACUUAGAAUGCCUUGGCAGGGAUUUAGAACUGUUUGCAAGGCAUGCUAAACGAACCCAAAUCAGUGUCGAUGAUGUCUUGUUGACAGCCAGAAAAUCACAAGAAUUGGUUAUUACAAAAUUUUUAUUUUCCUCUAUAAAUCAUUUAUUCUGCUUUCAAAUAUUGUAA